AUGGAUAGCGAUUCUUCACAGAGCGACAAGUCCAACGAUCCUCUUGAAACAGCUCGGUGGACCAACUAUUUGCCAGAAACUUUUGGAAUUCGGGAUGCGGUGAAACAAUCCUCUUAUCGUUGGUGUGUUAGAGAAGGAGGAAUGUGGGGUUUGGCCACAGCUUCUGGAAUGAGUUUACACCGACUUAGAAUGGGUUCACGACCAAUUGUUGCAGGACAUUUCUUUUUUGGAACCUUUAUGACAGUCAUGCUACCAUCCUACUAUUUCUGCUAUCGACGACGAGAGCAUCACGAAGAAGUUAUAGAGGCAAUGAUGAAAUAUAACAAAUUUGGGCAUGCUAAGGAAAUGCCUGAAGAGAUCCCACUCCAGGAGCAUCCCUUCUGGGGUGAGUCAGAUGGAUCAUCCGAAAGCAAACAUGAUCGAGAAUUCAGAGGCAUGAUCAAGGAACGAAAGGAAUGGCAGAAACCACAAGAUCAAUCUCUCGAGGAGAUUUUCAAAGAGAAAUAA
Messenger RNA from Cylindrotheca closterium, 507 nucleotides. Lineage: Eukaryota; Bacillariophyta; Bacillariophyceae; Bacillariales; Bacillariaceae. The record is from the annotation of a GenBank genome assembly.